GUGCGCGGUUGGGGCUCCUGCUUUAGGCCGAAACCUCCACCUUCCUUACGAUCGUUCCCUUCUAUCGCCCGCUCGGCCCGAACGACAACGACGACACCGAUUUCUAGGCCUUGUCCGCAGAGGGAUCCGACUCUCCCGGCCCAGAGAGGUUUCCAGUGAAGGAGAGAUGGCCAGCAAUCACAAAUCCCCAUUGUCUCGCCCUGCUACAAGAGGUGGCGUGGGGUUGACAGGAAGGCCUCUCUCUGGAAUGUGGCCUUCAUCGGAAAAUGCUCGGUUGGCGGCAAGAAUGACUCCUACGUCAAGGCCUGGUUCUCGUGGUGGAAUCUUAGGACCUUCAGGACUGCUUACCUCUCACAUUAAAGUUGUAGAUCGCCCGGUGACCCAGCAAGGUUUGCGUGGAAUGAAAACUACAGUGAAAGGUCCUCAGAGGCAGAUUUUGGAUAAGUCUUACUAUCUUGGUGUACUGAGAAUGAAAAUAAGUGAAUUCAUAGCAGAAAUAAAUAAACUGCAAAAAGAAAUUGAAGUGUUCAACCAAGAGAAUGCUGUGUAUUCAUCAUAUGAAAAAAGGGCAGAGAUUUUAGCUUGUGAAAUCAAAGAAUUUCAAGGACAACUGGCAGACUACAACGUGUUAGUGGAUAAGCUCAAUACCAACAUUCAGAUGGAAGAAGUAAUGAAUGAUUACAAUGUGCUGAAAGCCGAAAAUGACCGAGAAGCCCAAAGAAUGGAUGCCAUUUUUAUGGAAAGACAAGGAAAGGAAAAGUUAAUUCGAGAAGUAGAAGAAGAUAUAGAAAAGGAAGUGCAAGCGGUUGAUGACGUUAUUAAAAAUAUGUCUACAGAAAAACAAGGCACAUACUUUGGGAUGAAGGCUACAAAUGAAAGACUGUUGCAGCAAUUAGAUGUACUUCAGCAGGAGCUAGAUACCCUGAACGUGAAGAAGGAGAACCUGGAAAUUGAAUUGGGAAACUCCCAAAUAAAGCAGGAGGCUAUCCUGCUGUAUGAAAAACUUGAUGAACUGGAGUCCCAUCGAGAUAAAAUCAUUUCAGAAAGCAAAAAUGUAGGAUCGCCAAUGGGAGAGAGAGAACAGUUACUCAAACAGGUUAAAGAUGAUAAUCAGGAAAUAUUGUUAAUGGAGAGACAGCUAGCCGAUAUAAAAGAAACAAUUAUCAAUUAUAGUGAAGAAGUACGACAGCUGGACAUGGAAAUAGACGAGCACCAAGGUGAAAUGAGACAGAAAUACAAAGAGCUGAAGAAAAGGGAGGAAAACAUGGACUCCUUUCUUGAGUCUUUUGAAGAAAUGAGGAAUCAGGAACAAGAUCGGAAAACCCAGAUAGAAACCAACAUUGUUUCACUGUUGGAGCAUUCUAGUAGAAACAUAAAUCGCAUGAAACAGAUUUCUUGUGUCACUAAUCAAGAUCUGAAGUUGAUGCAGGAAGACCUCAAUUUCAAAUCCAGCGAAAUGGAGAAAUCACGGAGUACAAAUAGAAAUCUGAAUUCAGAUAGCCAACGUCUGCAGUUGGAUCUGCAGAAGAUGGAGCUCCUGGAGAGUAAGAUGAGUGAAGAACGGAGUUGUCUGAAGAAUAAAAUUGAGCAGAUGACGAAGGACUUGGAGAUUUAUGGAGACAUAAUGUCUUUGAAGAUGUCAGGUGAAGAAAAUAGGAAGAUACUCUACCAGGAGAAAGCAAAAUUUUCUAACCGUAAAAUCUCCUUUAACAAUGUAAUGGAAAAGCUGAAUGCCAAGUGUGAGGCUCUCAAGCGACAAUUGCAAGAGAAUGAGACAUAUUGUCAGCUUAUCAAUUUGCAAAAGAGGUGGCAACACCAUGAGCAAAAUAACUUUGUGAUGAAAGAAUUUAUAGCAACCAGGAUUCAAGAAAGUGAUUAUCUCUCGAUAAUGAAGAAUGUGACUAAGCAGAUUGAAGACUAUAACAAAAAUAUCAUAGAUGUUUUACAUGGCUGUGGUAGAAAUUGAACCUGAAUCACUUUCUACCUAUGUAAUUUAGCAGUCCAAAAUCUUCUACCAUUGAAGAUGUUCACAAGUACCACAAAACACUGAAUUGCCUGAAUUCCUGAAGCCCAGCUUCUAUAUGGAGAGAAAGGGAAUGCUUGACACUUAAGAAUUGCUCUAAAAUGAUUCCUUUAUAUAAGCUACUCGUCAAUUGCAGUCUCUGUGCAACUUUCAUUUUUGAAAACAAUAGAUAUUAGUCAAUAAUAAAAGAG
Molecule: messenger RNA, 2214 nt
Organism: Tachyglossus aculeatus (Australian echidna)
Lineage: Eukaryota; Metazoa; Chordata; Mammalia; Monotremata; Tachyglossidae
Gene: IFT74
Product: intraflagellar transport 74
Exons: 20
Coding region: 167-1966 (599 amino acids)
Biological process (GO): cilium assembly; intraciliary transport involved in cilium assembly
Cellular component (GO): intraciliary transport particle B; cilium; centrosome
Molecular function (GO): beta-tubulin binding
Source: RefSeq, a predicted model, not a curated record